GAUGCUUUUGGGCGGUGGGAAGAUGGAGAAGAUGUGGUCUGCCCAUCUGUUCCUUGCAGUGCUAACCAUCUUGACCACCACUCUGUGCAUCCCAUCUACACAUGGAGAGCCUUUUUUGCUGCAAGGUAAGCUGGAGUACAGCCUAGAUGACACAGAGAACCGAGUGCUUCCAGAGAGAGAAGACACAAAUCAUGAGGACACUCUGCUGACUCUGCUUCUGAAUAAGAAACUCGCAUGGCGGAGGCCAGAAAACAUCGACUGGGAGCUGGCAAAGAAAUUGGAAGAGCUUGAACAGCUGGAGAAGUUGAAGGAUCAGCUCUCAACUGAGGAAGGGUCAGAGGUAGCUUAUGCCUUGGAAAGUCUCUCAGGGUCCCAGCCCAGAAAACGAGCCUGCUUUUGGAAAUACUGCAUCUGAGGGCUUGCCAGGGCUGGAGGCUGAAGAUGAGCCCUUCCCCAAACUCCCUUGCUGAGUAUUAAUGUGU
This is a messenger RNA of Pogoniulus pusillus (Red-fronted tinkerbird), 482 nucleotides long. It is a transcript of the gene UTS2B, whose product is annotated as urotensin 2B. NCBI's taxonomy places the organism in Eukaryota, Metazoa, Chordata, Aves, Piciformes, Lybiidae. Gene Ontology annotation, molecular function: G protein-coupled receptor binding; hormone activity. The record is from RefSeq and is a predicted model, not a curated record. Gene Ontology annotation, cellular component: extracellular region. Gene Ontology annotation, biological process: blood vessel diameter maintenance; regulation of blood pressure. The transcript has 5 exons. The coding region runs from base 2 to 415 and encodes 137 amino acids.